Letharia columbiana is the source of this 630-nucleotide messenger RNA. RefSeq lists its product as uncharacterized. Gene Ontology annotation, molecular function: pre-mRNA 3'-splice site binding; metal ion binding. The transcript has 3 exons. The record is from RefSeq and is a predicted model, not a curated record. Lineage: Eukaryota; Fungi; Ascomycota; Lecanoromycetes; Lecanorales; Parmeliaceae. Gene Ontology annotation, cellular component: U2AF complex; spliceosomal complex. Gene Ontology annotation, biological process: mRNA splicing, via spliceosome. Bases 1 to 630 code for a protein of 209 amino acids.
AUGGCCAACUACCUCGCCUCCAUCUUCGGCACGGAGCAAGACAAAGUGAACUGCUCCUUCUACUACAAAAUCGGCGCCUGCCGGCACGGCGACCGCUGCAGUCGCAAGCACGUCAAGCCUUCCUACUCCCAAACCAUCCUCUUGCCAAACCUGUACCAAAACCCGGCCUACGACCCCAAAAACAAGAUGAACCCGAGCCAGCUGCAGAACCACUUCGAUGCGUUCUACGAGGACUUUUGGUGCGAGAUGUGCAAGUAUGGCGAGCCGGAGGAGGUGGUGGUGUGUGACAACAACAAUGAUCAUCUCAUCGGCAACGUCUACGCGCGCUUCAAGUACGAAGAUUCGGCGCAAAAGGCCUGCGACGCGCUCAACAGCCGCUGGUACGCCGCGCGGCCCAUCUACUGCGAGCUGUCCCCCGUGACCGAUUUCCGGGAAGCGUGCUGCCGGCUCAACAGCGGGGAAGGGUGCGUGCGGGGCGGGUUCUGCAACUUCAUCCACCGGAAGGAGCCGAGCGCGGAGUUGGACCGGGAGUUGGAGCUGGGGACGAAGAAGUGGCUGAGGGCGCGCGGGAGGGAUGAGAGGAGUAUGACCAAGAGUCCGAGUCCGGAACCGACGAGGAAGAGGUUUUGA